Messenger RNA from Ostreococcus tauri, 1329 nucleotides. Its product is annotated as Fatty acid desaturase, type 1. The transcript has a single exon. Gene Ontology annotation, molecular function: oxidoreductase activity. The record is from RefSeq and is a predicted model, not a curated record. NCBI's taxonomy places the organism in Eukaryota, Viridiplantae, Chlorophyta, Mamiellophyceae, Mamiellales, Bathycoccaceae. Gene Ontology annotation, biological process: lipid metabolic process. Bases 1 to 1329 code for a protein of 442 amino acids.
AUGAUCGCCCGCGUCGCCUUACCGACGCGCGCGUCGCCGCGAUGCGCGCGUGGAGAGGGAAAGAUUGCGAGACACGCCGACGUCCAGCGACCGGGAAUCUGUUUCGCGCGCGCGCGCGCGCGCGGUGCGGUCGUCGAGGCGUCCGACGGCGCGACGCAGCUCUAUGACGUGACCGCGCACGAACAACUCGAGGGUGGGUUGAGAGGCGCGGCGUUGAACGCGAAGGCGAAGCAAUUUCCGAGCAUGCAGGAGGUGCUGCGAAACAUCCCGAGCGAGUGCUUCGAGCGGGACACGUUGAAGAGCCUGGCGUACGCGGCGGUGUCGACGGCGAUCACGGUCGGAUGUGGGGCGCUGGCGUACGCGUUUUUGCCGCUCAAGGCGUCUUGGUGGCCGGCGUGGGUGGCGUACGCGUUCGUGACGGGGACGGCGGCCACUGGGUGUUGGGUCGCCGCGCACGAGUGCGGGCACGGCGCGUUCAGCGAUAACAAGACGUUGCAAGAUGCGGUUGGAUACGUGUUGCACUCGUUGCUCUUGGUGCCGUACUUUUCUUGGCAGCGAUCACACGCGGUGCAUCACUCGAGGACGAAUCACGUUCUUGAGGGCGAGACGCACGUGCCGGCGCGCUUGGGGACGGAAGACGCCAACGUCGUGUUCAAGCUUCGCGAAUUGAUCGGUGAAGGGCCGUUCACGUUUUUCAACCUCGUCGGCGUCUUCGCGCUCGGAUGGCCGAUUUACUUGCUCACCGGCGCGAGCGGCGGACCGGUGCGCGGUAACACGAACCACUUCUUACCCUUCAUGGGCGAGAAAGGUAAGCACGCGCUGUUCCCGGGUAAGUGGGCGAAGAAGGUGUGGCAGUCUGACAUCGGCGUUGUUGCCGUCCUGGGCGCGCUCGCGGCUUGGGCGGCGCACAGCGGGAUUGCCACAGUGAUGGCACUCUACGUCGGCCCGUACAUGGUGACCAACUUUUGGCUCGUCUUGUACACGUGGUUACAGCACACCGACGUUGACGUGCCGCACUUCGAGGGCGACGAUUGGAACUUGGUCAAGGGGGCAUUCAUGACGAUCGAUCGCCCGUACGGCCCAGUUUUUGAUUUCUUGCACCACCGCAUCGGCAGCACGCACGUCGCGCACCACAUCAACCACACCAUUCCGCAUUACAAGGCUCAAAUGGCGACGGAUGCGCUAAAGGAGGCGUAUCCCGACCUCUACCUUUACGAUCCAACUCCGAUCGCGACCGCUACGUGGCGCGUGGGGAGCAAGUGCAUCGCCGUCGUGAAGAAGGGAGACGAAUGGGUGUUCACGGAUAAGCAACUCCCGGUCGCGGCGUGA